This is a messenger RNA of Prorocentrum cordatum, 1347 nucleotides long. Lineage: Eukaryota; Dinophyceae; Prorocentrales; Prorocentraceae. The record is from the annotation of a GenBank genome assembly.
AUGGACGAGAUCCUCGCGGCAUGUCCUGCCGUAAAGCCACCACCACCAGCUGAACCUGUCGAACCCUCCAUGGGCCAGAAGCUCGAGCAUGCGGUGGCUGAGCUCAAUCGCCUCCAGAAACACCAAGCCAAAUUGGCCAAGCAGCUCAAGCGCGCCACCGAGUACCGCAAUCACGUACUCCACAAAAUCAGCGAGAACGUGGCAGACCUGGCGGAGGCCAAGCGUAUAGUCCGAGAGGCCAAGGCAGAAGUUGGUGGAGAUUGUGUGGGCGCAGCGGAGCAAGCCAAGAAGAACGACGACGCCGAGGAGGACAUCCCCGCCCUGUCCGAAGAAGAGCUGGCAAUGCUGGAUGAUAAGCAGAAGGAUGAACAUGCGAAGAUCCAGGCUGAGUUCCAGCAAUCCAAGCAACACCUCACGGCAAAGAAGGAGGCAGUCCAGAACGCGAAGAAGGCGAUCGAAGCGGCCAAGCGCAUCCAGACCACGGCAAAGGCCUGCAAGAGGCGCAAGGGCGACGACGGGAACCUCGUGGACAAAAAGGAUCCUGCAAGCGAGCCAGCAGGUGUCGCAGCUGCUGAGGACGGUACUGCAACACCGGCUGAUCCCGAAGUCCAGCUCGCCAGCCAGUUCGACCUCACCAACGACGAGCAGAUCCAGCCUUACCUUGCGCAGCUGGCUCGCAUCAAAGGCAGAGCCAAGAAGACGGCAUGGAUCGACGAUGAGAUGAACUACAUCACCGAGAGGGUCUCUGUUCAGGCAGGUGACCAGAACUACUCGGAGCACUUCGACGAGACGAAGCCCACCGUCAAGAUCUUCGUGGCCAACUGCACGCAGUACAAUGAGGCCGCCAAGAAGCUCAUGGAGGACGUGAGGGUGAGGGAAUACGACCUGGUCGCCUGCAAUGAGCACCACCUUCGCGGGCCAGCGGCGGAGAUAGAGGCGAGCAGGCUCAUGCAGGAUGGGUGGCGUUCCCACGGCACGUGGACCCCAGCGAGGCAGUCACCGCGCUCGACGAACGGCACAUUGGGAGGCGCAUGCAUACUCAGACGGAGGCAUCGUGAUACACGCAUUCACCUGCCAGAUGCACAGGGCCACAGCAUAUACGCCAAGGAGUUCUACGACACUUCUGUGAUCAUGUGGAGGCUCAAGGGCCAACAUAUUGCAUUCAUCACCGUGUACCUCACCGCCUCGAUCGGGUUCGCAGGCGAGAACAUCCGCAAGAUGAAGCAUCUCAUGCAGAUCACGCGCAGCCUGGGUAACACUCCUUGGAUUGCUUGCGGUGACUUCACCUAUGCGCCACAGGAGUUCGAGGCGACGCCAUGGUUAACGCUCCUCGGCGGCAUGAUUGCC